AUGUGGACGGGAGCAGACAUGACAGCAGUGGGAGAACUGGUGCUAGUGCUGGGCUUGCUGGUGAGCGCUCACUGUGAGGUGAGAGCACGAGACCCUGAAGUGGAGGAGGAGGAGGAGGAGAUGGGAGGAAGAGCAGCAGCAGGAGGAGGAGGAUUAGGGUUCCCUCCUCACUUUGAGAGGCUUUAUCCUGGGGCGACAGAGACCCCCCCACUGGGAGAGAGAGAGAACUACCCAGCCCGAACUGGGAACUGGUGUGCGUUCGUGCAGAAGCGUGAAGUUACUGUUGCCGUGGCGUGUGGAACUGAGAAGUACACCAUCAAGUCUCAGAGUCCCUGUCCAAGCGGGACGCCCGACUGUCAGCUGGUCAUGUACAAGCUGUCCACCCGGCCGAUCUACAGGCAGAAGCAGCAGAUCUUCACCGCUCUGCUGUGGCGCUGCUGUCCGGGACACGGAGGACACAACUGUGAGGAAACAGCCUCUGACGCACAGCUGGAUUCUGAAAGCUCCGCUCUGAUUGGAGGAUCUGAAACAGCGAUGACUGAGCUCCACCCUCCAGGUCUCCAGCGACAGCAGCACGUUGACCCAAACCGCGAACAGAACGACUACCAGGAGUCCAACAGCGAGAUGUAUGAUACCGGCUACCGACACAACACCACAAACCCUGCCCUGGACCAAGGCCACCCCCACAACCCUCAUCCCACAUCACACCACACCACUAACACGUAUGACCACCGGCACCAUACUCACAACCAACGGAAGAAGGAACGCAACAAUUUUGAUGGUUCGGAUGCCACUGAUGUCUCGUACCAAGAAGCCACAGCCACCCUCCCCGUUCCCCACAUGAUGGCCCUGGUCAUGUCCCAGCUACAGCCGAUCCUGGAGGGCUUCAACCGCUCGCUGGACCACCUGAGCCGGCAGGUAGGGGAACUGGCCCGUGACGUGGCCCAGCUGAAGAGCAGCCAGCUGGAGGCAGAGCUGCAGGCAGGGCCCCAGGACGGCCCCGAGUUCGACGAGGCAGCGGAGGAGCGCUUGGAUGCCAAACUGAAUGAGGUGUUUCAGAACAUCAGGGAGGUCCAGAGGCAGAUGGAGAGCCAGCGGACGGACAUGGAGAAUAGGCUGCACUACCAGCAUGUAAUGCUGCACUACAACCUCACCAACUUUAAGACAGAUAUUGACAUGAAGCUGAAACGCAACCAGAAGAUGCUGCAGGUCAGCCUUCAAGCCAUGAACACCUCAUUGGCUGAACUGAAACUGGACCAGGAUCAGACCAUUGAGGAUGAGCUGGAGGAUCACCUAGCUACCCCCUCUCCACCCCCCCACCCACCGCAGCCCUCAGACAACUCAGCGCUCUGGGAGGCCAUCAAACGCCUGGACAACAUGGUGGUUAACAACACAGUGAAGGUGGGCGGCCUGAUGGAGGACGUGGAGGUGACCUCAGGGAACGUCCAUCAGCUGAGGUGGGACUUGAAGGGGCUGGCGAAGCAGAUCAACCAGACGGCUCGGACCAGUCAGAUUCAGUUCAUGGAGACGGGGCUGGAGGUGGAGGCGGCCAGAGAGACGGUGUUGCGGCAGGUGGACGAACUGGCGAGGAACCUCAGCCGGCAGGCCACCGAUCUGCAAGAGAUAGGUUCGGACGUGGACUACCUGUACAUCACCAUCUACAAGAGCAACUCGUCUGGAGACUGCGAUUGCAAGGGGCUGAAAGCCACCGUGGCGAGACUAGAGAGGGGCGUGGCCAAUGUCACAGAGCUGGCCAAUGAGAACCGAUUAGCCCUGGAGGAGAACAGCGAGGGAGUAGCUGUGGAUGGGGCCAGCGACUGGGAGCCAUUGGUGGGGGUGCUCCAACGCGGCCUUCAGGAGGUGAAGGAGUAUCAAGUCUCAGAACAAACCAGGACCAGGACUCUGGAAGACAGCUUGGCCCAGCUAAGCAGCUUGGUGAAGGUCAGUAUGGCUGAAGUCUCCGGCCUGAAGGAGGCCGACCAAAAGCAGGUGGAGAGGAUGGAACACCUGUCCAGCUUCUUUAACUCGCUACUGAAAGACGUCAUCAGACACAGCAACGUUCUAGAGCUGCUGCUCGGGGAGGAGGUGCUGGAGUUCUUGGAUUGGCAAGUCCAGGACCAGGAGGGCCACUCCAUCCCGGCCCUGAAGGAGCAACUGAGGCAACACAACCUGAGCAUCACCUCGCUGCUGGGCGACAGGCCAGGAGGCAGAGAGGAGGUACCGUCUGCUGACCAGCCCUCCUCCUCCCACCUACUCCAUGAUGACUGGCUCCCUGGUAGCAUGAAAAGAAACAGCGGUGGAGUUCCAGCCAGGGAGCGCCAGCUCCUCCUCCAGACAGAGGGGAGGCAUCUGGAACACAAAGGAGAUGGCAGCGAUCUGUGGAACCUGGAGAAAACAGUGGAGGAGCUGGGGCUGAAGGUGCUCCGGUUAGAGGAGAAAGCCUGUAACACUUCUACUGCCAGAGAGGCGCCACCCAGUGAUGUGGAGGCCGACCUGCUGAAGGAGGUGAUGUGGCUGAAGAGAGGGCUGGAGGAACAUCUGAGGGUGUUCAAGAACGUCUUCAGUAACGCUGAUGUGCUGGCGGGAUCUGACGCCACGCUGGAGUUAGAUAAACUGUGGCAGCUAGUGAAGAACAAAGAAGGGAAGAAGGAGAAGAAGAAAGGAGGAGGAGGAGGAAGGGAGGGAUCAGGAAGAGGAGGAAGCCAUCGAAGCAGGAGGGAUUCAGGAGUCUUUCCUGUCCCGUCCGGCCUAUCAGAAGAGUCUCUGCUGCUCGUGGCUCGAUCUCCUCUGAGCGUCUCAAAUGGCGCCAUCAUGUUAGCAGCAUCUCUGAACCGGGGUCAGUUUUACUCUGACACCGGCACCUUCACGGCUCCGGUGAACGGGGUCUACCUGUUUAUCCUCACCUUAGACCUGAGGCCAGGUCCCACCCGCGUGGCCCUAAGGAUUGGGUCAGGAGGGACUCUGGUGUCUCUACACCGACAGAAGGUGACAGAGGUGGGGCCGGUCACCAGCGUGGGCCUCCUGCCGCUGAGCGAGGGGGAGGAAGUGAGACUGGAACUGAAGGGAGGAGCGUGGGCGGAGUCAGAGAACAAUGUGUUCACCGUACUGCUGCUCCACCGGACCACCUGAGGGCGCUGUGGACCGAUCAGCUGACAGCUGGAGGAAAGACACUGAUCAGAGAUAUUGGGAGGGGCGGAGUCACUGAAGCCACAGAGUCAGAAUUUGUUGUAAAACAUAUUUGAAAAGAGAUUUUAAUGUUUGCUGAAUUCCAGUUGGUGGAGGCUUUAUCCCAAAGCACCUUACAGAAUCCAAAUCAGGGAAUCAAACAAUCAACCCUUAAACCACUAGUCAGUUCUGAUAAAUCUGUCCACUGCAUGUUACAAACUGUUACAGUUUGAACUCAACAAAUGUCUAAAAUCUGGAUACCAACUAGAAGCCUGAAGGAAAUUUAAAAAACCGGCAAACCAAGAGAACUGAUUGAAAACAGUUACCGGCAUCCUGCCGAACAUUAGCCCGACAUCGCCCCCAGCCUGCGCAACAUGCUCUCCGACAAAAUAAACAGUAAAACAACAGACGGUGCCAAACUUUCAGCUUCCAAGUUUGAAGUCUGGUCGCAGACAGCCGGUAUCAAUACAUCCUGGAGCUUGAACCGUUACCAGCGUUCCUCCUGUUACAAACUGCUUCUCAAUAGUAAAAAGCACAUUCCAGUUCCACCUUCCACAUCUUUUUAUUAUGUGAGUUGCUUUAGCGAGAACACAACUAUUGGGGACAGUGAGGUUGAUUCACUAAGUGUUCAGCUCUCAGUAGUUUUGUAGCUUCUAAAUGAAACUCUGUGGUUUGAAGUUAAGUUUCUCUCUUUCAGAUAUCUGCUUUAUUUUACUGUUUCUUGUUUGCUUUCAGCUGUAGAAGUCGUUAAGUUACUGCUGAUGAAAAGUUACUGCUGAUGAAAACCCAACAUUUUCUGAUUUUACUGUUUUAUAAUAAAACAGUUUUAAAUUACAAAAUAUUUGAGUCUACGUACCUACAUACCACCGGAUGGUGGCCGUGUUUAUUUGUGUUUUAGAACGUAACCACCAUGAAACAGUUAGACAAUAACAUUUUAUUUAUUUCAUUAAUUCACUGCUUUGCUCUCGCUAACGCCGCUCCCUCUAUUGAUUCAAUACUGAGGUUUCUCGACCUUCGCUGCUCUCUCUGCCUGUAAAGACACACCUUCAAGCGGGCAGCCCUGUUGUAUAAUGGAGAUGCAAAUCCAUGGCGUGUUGGUGCUGUGCUUCCCUGGGAUGUCAGAGAAAGGUAAAAAAAAAAAAGCUGAAAACAAACAAGGCGUGUCAGUCAGUACUUCCCUUUGGAGACUCAGUAAAUCACAGGAAACCCCCCAAAACAUAAUGUGCUCUCUUUCAUCACAAUCUUCUUGAGCAGCAUGAAGCCCUGGGUGCAGAGACAGUGCCCCGCAAAAUAGUGUCUGAGAGGAACUUCUUUGUUAAAACAUUUGCAGGUGCGGAGGCCUUUUUAAAAAAAAAAGUUAAACGUGUCUUUACAUCAAUGUACAACUGUAAAACUGAACUGAAAUUCAUCAUCUGUGUCUUUGAAGGGAUGUUUUUACUUUACACUAAGUAAAUAUUUGUAUGUAAAGUCACCUGUGUCUAAUGUUCGUAAAGUAUCAAUAUAAUUACGUAAAAACACAGAGCAAUAUAUAUUUAUAUAAAGGAACAGCUGAGCCGUGUGUUACAACUGAAAAUGGUGUAAAGAAAGAGAUAAAUGUGUUUAUAUAAAAGCCAGAAAAGAGCCUUAAACUGUUACCAUCUUGUAACUUAAUAAAACGUCUUUAUGUA
Morone saxatilis (striped sea-bass) is the source of this 4832-nucleotide messenger RNA. It is a transcript of the gene mmrn2a, whose product is annotated as multimerin 2a. The transcript has 11 exons. The record is from RefSeq and is a predicted model, not a curated record. NCBI's taxonomy places the organism in Eukaryota, Metazoa, Chordata, Actinopteri, Moronidae. Gene Ontology annotation, molecular function: protein binding. The coding region runs from base 1 to 3129 and encodes 1042 amino acids.